AUGGCCCAAAACAUCAGCCUGGACUCGACUGCAGGCCCUAAACCUGCAUCGAGACACGUUGAAGGGUCGCACAUCCCUACCGACACAGCCAAGAUUCACAAUGGCGACGCUGCGCUCGCAUUGUUUGACAACCUGGAGGAUAUGCACGAAGCAUUUGAGGCAGGAGAAGAGAAACAACUUGUUCGAAAAAUCGACCUGAUGAUCUUGCCGUUUCUGGCAGUUUGCUAUGCCUUUUACUAUAUUGACAAAACAACCCUAUCCUAUGCUGCCAUUUUUGGCAUUCGAGAUGACCUGCAUCUUUCCGGUAAAGAGUAUUCAUGGCUCUCAAGUGUCUUCUACUUUGGCUUCUUGGUCUGGUCAUUUCCCACCAACCUGUUGAUGCAGCGAUUCCCCGUUAGCAAGUAUCUUGGCGUCAACAUCUUUCUCUGGGGCUUUUUCUUGAUGCUACAAGCGGCUGCGAAGAAUUUCACCCAACUCGCGGUGCUCAGAGUCAUUUCAGGCGCCGCCGAAGCAUGCAGUGACCCUGCCUUUAUGCUCAUCACCAGUAUGUGGUACACUCGUCGUCAACAGCCCAUUCGAAUCGGGUUAUGGUAUACGGCGAACGGCUUCGGCAUUGCCAUUGGUGGGCUCUUUGGAUACGGCAUCGGCCAGAUCAAGGGAACUCUUCCGUCAUGGAAGUACGAGUUUCUCAUCAUCGGGGCCCUCUGCUGUAUCUGGGGUAUCGUCAUGAUCAUUUUCCUUCCCGAUUCUCCCGUCACGGCCCCGCAACUGUCCGCCCGCGAGAAGCGCCUGGCCGUCGAGCGUCUGCGCGACAACCAAACGGGUGUAGAGAAUCGGACGAUGAAACCGAAACAGAUCCUCGAAGCUUUUCUGGAUUGGAAAGUAUGGAUUUUCUUCUUGCUUGGAUUCUCCGGGAAUAUUCCCAACGGUGGUAUUUCGAAUUUUGGCACCUUGAUUAUUAAGGGGUUUGGCUUCUCUACUUUGGUCACAACCCUCAUGCAGAUUCCGUAUGGAGCGUUCAUUGCUAUUAUGAUUCUCACAGCGGUGUUUGUCAACGAUCGCCUUCCACCGGGCAAUCGCUGUAUCGUUGCUGUGCUGUUCCUCCUUCCUAACCUGGCUGGCUCCUUUGGUCUGCACUACGUCUCCGAGUCCCACCGGGUGGGACGGUUGAUCUGCUACUACAUGACCGGCUCUUACAAUGCAUCGUUUGUGAUCAUCCUCUCCAUCCUCACGGGUAAUAUUGCCGGCCAUACCAAAAAGGUGGUCACCAACGCGAUGAUCUUCCUGGGAGUCUGCGUGGGCAACAUUGCAGGUCCAUUCUUCUAUAAAUCGGAGCAGGCUCCCGGGUAUUCAUUGGGCAUCUGGUCCAUGAUUGUGGCAAACUUGGUCGAAAUUGCAUUGAUCAUUGUGCUCGGAUUUGCACUUGCUUGGGAAAACCGACGACGCGACCGGAUCCAGGGGGUGAUCGCUGGAGCUGAGACAGAGUACGAGCGACAGUUGGAGCUUGAUCGGACUGCUUUUAGCGACUUGACGGACAAGGAGAACCUGAACUUCCGCUAUCUAUACUAG
Molecule: messenger RNA, 1569 nt
Organism: Penicillium daleae
Lineage: Eukaryota; Fungi; Ascomycota; Eurotiomycetes; Eurotiales; Aspergillaceae
Exons: 5
Coding region: 1-1569 (522 amino acids)
Biological process (GO): transmembrane transport
Cellular component (GO): membrane
Molecular function (GO): transmembrane transporter activity
Source: RefSeq, a predicted model, not a curated record